Molecule: messenger RNA, 1070 nt
Organism: Ceutorhynchus assimilis (cabbage seed weevil)
Lineage: Eukaryota; Metazoa; Arthropoda; Insecta; Coleoptera; Curculionidae
Source: the annotation of a GenBank genome assembly
CCUCUGUUGAGAAGUAAGUUGAGAAUGAAAACAGAAAGUAAAAACGUAAACAAUCCAAAGGCAAAAAGUCUAUUUAUUUGAAAAAUACAAUAAUAUUAUUAUUAUUUUAUGUGAUGUAAUGUUAAAUUUAAAGUUUUUUCAAAAGUCUAGCAGCUAUCGUUGGUAAAGAAUUCGCUCCUGAAAAACCGGCUGUAAAUUUAAAUUAUGGAAAACAAUGAUCCGAAUGUCCGUUCCGUGGAAAGCACGCAAAGAUGUUAUGUUCGCUUCAUCAAUACCACAAGUAAAACCAUAGACUUAAUGUGGGUGAAUUUUGCCGGAGUCUAUGUCAGAUACAGGAUUCUCAGAAAGGAUGACUACAUUGACGUGAACACUUUCAAGACUCACCCUUGGAUAGCCAAAGACUUUAUGACCAAAGACAUUUUGCAUAUCGAUUCGAAAUAUUCUUAUGAACCGAGAACGUCUAAAGAAAUUAUACAGGAAAGGUUCCCCGAUAGGAUAAUUCCAGAAAACCAUGAAGCUCGCAUUAGAGCUUACAUUACUCUUCCACUUUUCAGUCUGCGAUACGCUUGUUUACUAACAGUUCGUAAUCAUAUGUUGAACGAAGAAGAUGUAGAUCAACUCUUGUUACCAAAAAGUUUAAGUGAAGAUCUGAAAAAGGUGAUAAAGAGGAGGAAUAGGGAGUGUUCAUUGCAAGUGUUGAGUAGAGAGUUUGAGGACUAACUCCUUUGUUGUUAAAUUUAGAGAUUUUUACUAUGUUUUGCAUUUUGUGUAGGUACAGAUCGAUAUUGAGAUUAUCUUGGUGGGCUGCAAUAAUUAUUGUUCAUUUUCAUAUAAGCAUUUUAUUAAAUCUCAACUACUGAGCGUAUCAAGGCCUGAUUAGGGCAGAAACAAACUGUAGGUUUAGUGUGUAUAUAUUUUAUUUAGUUUAGGUUUUUUAAUACAAUUAUUAAGCGUUAGUUUUUUUUUUGUAUACUUAACUAUAUAUUUGAAAUAUAACAAUAAUGUUAAUUAAUAAAAGUAUUGACAAGUAAUAGUUAUGUAAGCUUUUUUCUAUAUUUUGUACAAUUUGC